AUGGCGGAUAAUGAAGUCAUCAAACGCUCGAAAAGAAAGCACGUUAGACAACCACCAGCAGUUCCGUUUCUCUGGGAGGAAAGUCCAGGAGUAGCCAAAAAGCACUGGAGACCUGUGAUUUAUUCAGUUACUACCCUAGCUCUACCAUCUCCAGAAAAGCUCGUUGCCUCGGCUCCUUUCAGCUGGGAGGAAAAGCCUCGAAAGCCUAUACCUGGUUUCUCACAGCCACCAAUGGAGUCUGCUCUUACAACCUGGCAAGACUCUCAACAGCAUGAUGAUUACAAUUUUGACAACGCGGGGACUGAUGGCAGCGACCACCACAUAGACAAAGAAGUAACAUUUGACUCGGAUCUUGAAUCUUUCAGUUUUGAAACUGACUAUUCAUUCAGCUCUCUACCCUCUCUCCUGGCAAAUUGCUUGGUGUUGUCAUCAGCAGUUUCUACCGCAGUUCCAGUGCUAAAAACUUCCUCAAACAAUGAUAUCAAUGACCAGUUAGAAAGCUCUUCCUCACCUGCUUCUGAAAUAGACAGCAGAAGCAGUUAUGAAACUGGAAUUUCAAGCCUUACUAGGGCUUCUUUCUUGGACUGUUUUUCUCCAUUAUAUACCCCAAAUUCUGCCUUUCUUGGGAAGGAAGAAUACUCCAAACACGGCUCCAACCCUUCCCUAGAACUAAAUAAUAUCCAUUUUCAUCAUGAAAGUGACAGUAAUACAGUAGCAAAGAGGACAGCAACACUUGGAGAAUUGAUAACGAUGAGCCGGAGGAGUAGACGAAGAAAAGCUGUUCAAAUGGGAACACAGAAUCUAUCAAUGGAAUUCAAAAAUGGGAAAGCUUUUAGCUGCUAUCUCUUUGGUGCUGGCAUCAAUAUGAUUGGAGUAUUGCAGAGGAAGAUGGAUCAUCCAAAACUGAAACUGACAUAG
This is a messenger RNA of Manihot esculenta (cassava), 918 nucleotides long. RefSeq lists its product as uncharacterized. The record is from RefSeq and is a predicted model, not a curated record. Bases 1 to 918 code for a protein of 305 amino acids. Lineage: Eukaryota; Viridiplantae; Streptophyta; Magnoliopsida; Malpighiales; Euphorbiaceae. The transcript has 2 exons.